UCCAAACUUCUUCAAUUCAUAACACUUCCAGUUACUACCACACGAGAGGAAUGGUUUUCAACAGUCUAUCGAUUGAUACUUUUUAAACUAUAAACUAGAUUCAAUUUGUUAUCAGAACCAUUUCCAAAGUUGAAAAUCAAAACUUUUUUCAACUACCUACUUAUUAUUGUACAUAAAUGCAUAAUAUUAUAUAGAUACGCAAAAAACGCAGUAUUAUAAAAUCAAUAUAUGUUAUACAUGGAACAGUACAUAAUAUAUGUAUAGAAUUACUAGAAAGUAAAAUUGUAAAUUUUAUGUUAGUAUUAUAUCACGAAAAUGCUCGUAAAGGUAAUUUGAUAAAUAUUUGUAAUAUGAGUAGUGACCAGUGAGUGGCUUAAUACUAUAUAGUAUAUUUAAAUUACCACUACUAAAGAUACAAACUUAAGUAUAAAAUUCUGCCGAAAUUGGACGUAUUUUCAAAAUAUAUACGGUCAUACGGAGUCUUCCGAUUUCCGAACGAAUCAAACGUUGAAAAUUAAUAAUUUUAUUAUAUCUUACUUCUCCAGAAAUCAAAUACAUAUGCUGCAAGUAAUAUAAUUUAACAUCAUGGAUAAACAAGUGUAGUCCACAUUUUUAAAAAGGCUACAUCAUAACUAAACCAGUGUUUUAAAAAUUAAAAUGCCAUAACAAAAUCAAAUACAAAAUAAUUGAUUCCCUGUAUUAGGUACCCAUUGGCCAUCAUGAAGCUUAGGAUUUUUUUUCAUUUAAAACGGUUCAACUAAACAUGUUACCUGGACAGUUUAGAAAAAUAGUGAAGAGUUUUUCUCUUUGUAUUUUUUUCCGGAAACUAUCCUUAAAAUUGAAGAUAAAAAUAUAAAAUCAUGUUUGCUGAUUUUAUAAUUAUAUCAGACAAAAAACAAUGAUUAGUUGUGAAUUCAACACAUUCAUCUUUACUUUCACAAUCUAUAAAUUAGAUUAUUACUUUUUAGAUCUACAUCCAAUCAGAUUUUUGUAAGCAUAUAAUGAAAUAAAAGAGACAAUUUUGAACCGUUUCUUAAAAUUGUUCUUAUAAAAUAUUUAAAACGAUUAAAUAAAAAGAAAACAGUUAAUAUUGUUGCUAAUGGUGACAAAAUCUAGUUUUAUUUAAAACAAACAUGUUACAUCGACACUAUAGGCACAUUUUCAGUUGUACCUACAGUGGAUAUUAGGAGAACCGAACUCAGCUACGUUUUUUGGCUUGACUUAAUCUCUUCAAGAAUUUUGCUACAUUUUCAGCUACAUUACAUUUCUUCUGUGGAUUACAUCUAAACGAUAGAAAAUUAUGCAUUUUUCUAGAAGUUUAUUUAUGAUGGAUUCCAUAAAGGCAUACAGCAUUUACGUUUUUAGUAAAUUGAACGGACAAGAUCAAAAACCAUCAAAAAUUAUAAAUUAUAAUCGUCCCGUUAUCAAACCUGGAAUGGUUGUCGGUUUCUGCAACCCGCUGUUAGAUAUGACUGUGGUAGGAAACCCGGAAAUAUUGAGAAAAUACGAUCUAAAGAGCAAUGAUGCAAUAUUAGCCGGGGAAAAACAAGCGGGAAUAUACGAAGAAUUAGAAAAAGAUCCAAACGUACAAUACACUGCUGGAGGUUCCGGUCAAAACUCCUUGAGAGUUGUCCAAUGGAUAUUAGGAGAACCGAACUCAGCUACGUUUUUUGGUGCAGUCGGGAAUGAUCGGUAUAGUGAAAUAUUGAAACGCGAGGCGAACCGUGAUGGACUGGACGUGAAAUACCAAUACCAUUCUGACAAGCCCACAGGAACAUGUGCUGUCAUUAUAACAAACGGUGGAAAAUAUCGAUCGCUGUGUGCCAAUUUAUCAGCAUCUAAAAGCUACACAGGUGACCAUUUGGAACUACCAGAAAACAAACAAAUAAUUCAAAAUGCAAAGUUUUACUUAGUGACUUAUUUUUAUUUUAGGGGUUUUUUUUUAGUAUCAAAUCCUAGCGCCAGUGAAAAAAUUGCAAGAAUCGCAUACGAAAGGAAUCGCCCAUUAUUAUUCAACAUGAGUGCACCAUAUAUUUACGAAUCAUAUCUUGAUUCAGUUAUGUCCAUCUUUCCGUAUAUAAAUAUUAUAGUUGGAAGUGCCGAAGAAGCUAAAUCAUUUGCCUUAGCAAAUAACUGGGAGACAACAGAUACAGAGACUAUCGCACUCAAGUUAAGUACAUUUAAUGUUAGAAAUUAUGGACAUCGCUUAGUUAUUUUAACUCAAGCCGAAAAUCCAGUUAUCGUGGCUACGGGUAAUCAUGUUAGAAAAUUUAAAGUACCGAAAAUAUCUGAGAAAGAUAUUGUGGACACAAACGGGGCAGGCGAUGCAUUCGUUGGUGCAUUUAUAGCUAAAUAUGUUUUGGGUUACCCGCUGAAAAUAUGUAUCCAUAGUGGAAUCGAAGCAGGAUCUUAUAUCAUAAAACAACAUGGAAUGACAAGAGGAGAUGCGUUCAAUGUUUAAAUAGGUAAAAUGCACUU
Molecule: messenger RNA, 2478 nt
Organism: Rhopalosiphum padi (bird cherry-oat aphid)
Lineage: Eukaryota; Metazoa; Arthropoda; Insecta; Hemiptera; Aphididae
Exons: 9
Coding region: 1301-2461 (386 amino acids)
Biological process (GO): purine ribonucleoside salvage
Cellular component (GO): nucleus; cytosol
Molecular function (GO): adenosine kinase activity
Source: RefSeq, a predicted model, not a curated record